GGAUUUCACCAGUCAGUAUUUUAUACCGCACACAGUAUUUCUUCUGUAUUCUGUAGGAAGAUUUUAUACUCUUUGAAUUCGUAGUUUCCAUUGCAUGACACUAUAGUAUAUCGGAAUUCGCAUAUAAAUAAUUUGUUUAUCAAGAGUUAGAAAUUGACUAGUUCUCACAGAAGCGUCAUAUUAAAUUUGUUUUCAAGAUAUUAUUCUUAUAUAUUAAACAUUUAUAAAGAUGCCGAAUAUUAAAUUGCAGUCGUCAGAUAAUGAAAUAUUUGAUGUUGAUGUGGAAAUCGCCAAAUGUUCAGUUACAAUCAAAACUAUGUUAGAAGAUUUAGGUAUGGACGAUGACGAGGAGGAAGUGGUUCCUUUACCCAAUGUAAAUUCUGCAAUUUUAAAGAAGGUAAUUCAGUGGGCAACGUACCAUAAAGACGAUCCUCCUAUACCCGAAGAUGACGAGAACAAAGAAAAGCGAACUGAUGAUAUUUCUUCUUGGGAUGCAGAUUUUUUGAAAGUUGAUCAGGGUACCUUGUUCGAAUUAAUUUUGGCAGCUAAUUAUUUAGAUAUAAAAGGGCUUUUAGAUGUUACCUGCAAGACGGUAGCGAAUAUGAUUAAGGGAAAAACACCUGAAGAAAUUCGUAAAACAUUCAACAUCAAAAAUGACUUUACAGCAGCUGAAGAAGAACAGGUUCGCAAAGAAAACGAAUGGUGUGAGGAAAAGUAAUGUAGAUUUUCACUGAAGUCUUAAGUCUCGAUCCAUCUAGGAGAAAUAUAGGUUUAAGCUUUUGACCUAAUGAUGCUGUUAAUACAACAUUUUCUAUAUCCUCAAAUUAUUUCAGUUAAUAUAAAAACAUAAGUUACUAUGGUAUCUUUCUCAUGAACAUAAUCACAUUAAAAAUUUUGAAAUAAACUCUCGCAUGACAAAUAGUAAAGUAUAUCCCAUGAUUACCAUUAGGUGGUGUAUACUAACUCAUGUUAUCUAUUUUAGUUACAUUUAAUGUAUAGAGAAAUGAUCAAUGUUGUGUGUAAAUUUAGAUUUUAGUUUAAAUCUUUAAUAAUAAUAAAGGCUAGAAAAGCUUGUGAUUUGGUGUAAUUUAAAAUAUAUGUUUUAAAUGAAGUUUUUAUUUAUUAAUUGAAUUAAUACAUAAUAGGGUAAGUCACAAUGUGUUCAUAGUUUCAACUUGCCAGUGAUUGAAAUUAUAUUUUCCAUUGAUAGACUUUUGUUUAUAUUAUCACAAAAACAAAUUAGUAAAUACUGAAAGCAACAAGAGGUCUGUAUUUGAUUGCUUUUAUUAGGUAAUGAGUAGGUAUACCUACAAUUAUUUUUUAAUGUAUGAUUAUUUUUUUUUAAAAAAAGCUGUUCCUCAUGGAAAUUACAUAGUAGAUUAAUCAUAAUUGAGGUAGACCAGAUGAUAACUAUGCAGGUUUUUAUCAAAUUUAGGUGGAGAUAGACCCCUCAACAUUUCUAUAUGGAUAAAAAAUCACUACAUACUACUACAUACAUCUUCAUCAUACUUAAUAGAAAAUUAUUUUAACUGUUUUUUAAAAUUUCACAGGUAUAAAAUAAACUGUACAAUUUACAAUGUACUGUCCUUAACUUUAGCUUAACAGUGCUAGCUUGUGCUUUAAAAAUGCGGCGGCAUGGCUGAUGCUAUGAAAAUCUGAGUAAGAAUUAAAGUGUUAAAAUUA
This is a messenger RNA of Vanessa atalanta (red admiral), 1683 nucleotides long. RefSeq names its product S-phase kinase-associated protein 1 (gene SkpA). The transcript has 2 exons. Gene Ontology annotation, cellular component: nucleus; cytoplasm. The record is from RefSeq and is a predicted model, not a curated record. Bases 230 to 718 code for a protein of 162 amino acids. Gene Ontology annotation, molecular function: cullin family protein binding. Gene Ontology annotation, biological process: SCF-dependent proteasomal ubiquitin-dependent protein catabolic process. Lineage: Eukaryota; Metazoa; Arthropoda; Insecta; Lepidoptera; Nymphalidae.